Molecule: messenger RNA, 5644 nt
Organism: Formica exsecta
Lineage: Eukaryota; Metazoa; Arthropoda; Insecta; Hymenoptera; Formicidae
Product: myogenesis-regulating glycosidase
Exons: 10
Coding region: 535-3990 (1151 amino acids)
Biological process (GO): carbohydrate metabolic process
Molecular function (GO): hydrolase activity, hydrolyzing O-glycosyl compounds
Source: RefSeq, a predicted model, not a curated record
AUCGAAGGCGACAAAGAGUUUUGUUGUCGGUUCGCGAAUGCCUCGCAAGAGGAUUGAAAUUCACAAAGGAUAAACGGGUGACGCAUUUCAUUCGUAAGUAACGAUAUUGCAUUAUUAUCUCACGCGCGCGAAUAAAAGUAUAAAGUCCCCCCUCCUCUUCCCUCCAUCGUAAACUAUGUAAACACAAAUAAAGCAAAGAUGGGUCGUGUGUACUUGCGGCCGUAUGUCACAGAUUACCGCAGGUUAUCGCGCUCGUGUGAGUGUACAAGGUGGGCACACUUUUACAAUACAUGAUGUGGAUCUUUGCAAACGAGUGUAUACAUGCUCGCGGCCUCCUAUAUAUGACGUGAUACCGAUACACAUGCAAGAAGGUCUAAGAAGAUAUCGCUAAGUGGCUGCCGAUAUACGGAACGGCAGAUCAGUUCAAAACCACCUGUCCCAGAAGGUGGAACAAUCCGUGGAAAUUAUUAUCAGUGUAUCGCGUAUUUAAUUUAAUCGCCGCGGGGCUUGAAUUCCUUAAAUCCUGAAGAAGAGAUGGAUCGUAUUAAGAGAAAGAGGAAAAGGAUGGGUGGUGAAAAGAAAGUGCUACUGUCCAUCGUCGAUCCUUGGGAUGUGAAGGUGGCCAGUGUCAAUCCGGUCGGAUUGGCCGAACGACGGGGCGUCUCCCUGUCCAUUCUACCCUCUGAACAAGAUGAGGAUAUCAGUCUAGUAUGGUCGACCUUAAGCAAAUCUGUCAUCAAGACACCAUCGCCCUGGUACAAGCCUGGUAGCGGCUCGAGUCACGUCAAUCCCGCCAAGUCCGAAGAAUCGGCGCUGAUCGAUCCGAUCUGGCUGAAUUCUCGGUAUUCGCCGCGAAGAUCACCCAUCAAUGCGACUGACGACUCUCCGUCUUCGAUUCCGUCCAGAGAAACAUUACGAGAUAGUAAGCAAAAAACCGACGACGACAAGGCGAGCGAGGUCGACAAUGGAUUAAUCAACGGCUCGCAGGAAAUUAGUCGCAACGGUUUCGACGAUGUGAACGGUACAGCGGCGGUACGAGUGCGUUUUGAGAUCGAUAGAACAGCGGAGCCGUGGCGGAAUGGAGUGCGAUGUGUCGCGAACGGGCAAGGUAUCGAUGAUGCGUCGCGAGUGUUGACGAAAAAUUGGAACGCGAACGAUAAUUAUUUGAAACCCGAGCAACGGACGAUCGCGGAAAGACAGAAAGAUUCGCGGAGAACGGACGAUACAAAAACCGACAAGAGAAAUGCGAACAGCUAUCGUGACGAUUCUGGACUAAUUGAGAAGAAGUCAACGACUGUCGAUAUCGUUCAGCACUUGGUGGUAUCCAGGAGGUACAAUCCGCAAACCGCGAAGGAGAGGAGAUUAAAAAGGAUGCCAUCAUGUCGUCGACAAGAAGCUUCAAAGGAAACAGAUUCAGUGGACAAAUCGAACGACGAUGCGAAUGCGUUUGUUAACGAAGUCAAACGAGAGAAUAAUCAAGAAGUGGUCGACGAGACAAACACGGUGAAAGGAUUGCCGCAAGUGACAGUGCUACGCGCUACGAAUAUAAGGAAGACUAGCAUCUCGAUGCCCAGCAAUCUCGACGAGAUGGACGAUCUUCGAAUAGACAGACAAAACGGGACCGGGGUUUCGAAAUUCGCGAGAGCGGAGAGCGAGACCAGCAGCAGCGUGACUUUCAGCAACAGCGGCUCGACGCCGAAUGGAAGCCCCUUGGGAUCCGACACGGAGGAAGAAGCAAAUGACGAGGAGUUGGCCAAGGUGCCAUUGCAAGCUCCACCGCGAAGGAAAAGUAGAGUCAUGCAACCGUCGAUGAACGAAAAAAUGGGAAACGACGCUACGGAACUUUCGGGUGGGCAAAGUGCGAAUUCCACGAUAACUAGCGUAAACAGCAUUAGCAGUCUCUUGAAGGAGAAAUUGCAAUUGUCAUUACCGCAAGCACUGCGAAACAGUGCAAGACGUCAGAACGCCGACUACAGGCUUAGAGCAUUUGUCGGCUUUCUCUUCCUGUGCGUCGUUUUCCUCGUGGGAUUCGCACACAUUUAUUAUAACCAGCAUGUCUUACAACGAGCAUACUUUGACAAAUUCAGGUUUAAUAAAAAUGAAAGAAUGAUGACAGUCUACAGUAGUUCCGGCGGGGAGAUCAUCGCCGCUCGGCUCGGCGAGGGUAUUCCACCGGACACGGGAGUGUAUCCCUGCCUUCCGCAUCAUCAACGGCAGGACUCGGUCUGCCUCGAGUGGCUGCAGCAGACGCGGCUCUAUCUCGCGCACACAAAGCACGAGGACAUGCACUGCUAUCACGUAACCUGGCAGAGUCUGAGUCCCUACUACAAUCCCAAGGACUGCUUCGACUGGUCCUCGAAGAGAGGCCACUGGUACGGAGCCGGUCAAAUUCAGAACAUGGCGUAUCCCCUGGAACGAGGUCGCCUGGAGCUCAGUCCUUUUAUCACGGGCGACGUGAGGAAACAUUCCUUCGGCAAUGUGUUGAAAAGAUAUUUUCUUAACUCGAAGGGCGCUACGAUUCUGGUGGAUGCCGAGACGCCGUUGUACGUCUCCAUUAACGCCAAUCGAACCAACGACUUUUGCCUUCAAGCCAAACAUGACGCUUUUGCUUACAUCAAUCAUCUGACGCCUCUACCCCAGCUCAACUAUACCAUUUGCGCCACCGACAACAUGAAGACUUUACACUCUUUGAUGGCGGAAAAGUCUCUGUGGGAUGGUUUGAAGCCCGAUGAGCUGCACGCCGUUCAUUCGCUGUUGUCCGAACCAGUCUGGCAGAUUUCGCCUAUCAACGAGGCGGCUAUUUAUAAUUACACGGAGGACGUGAUCGCGCUGGGAUUUCUUCGUCAAGGUCACGUUCUGCUUAGCGAGGAAUGGCAGCCGAGUCCGGGAGAUUUUGUCCUGGACGAGGAGCGAUUUCCCUCCAUGGAGGAGACUAUUAAUAUCAUCCAUCGCAGAGGAUUUCGAAUAGUCUUCAGCAUCCAGCCGUUUAUCUCCACGGAAUCCGUGAACUUCAAGGAUGCUGUCGCUAACAGAUUACUCAUCUCGGAGAGAGGAAGCGAUCCUCGGAUUCCGGCGUUGACGAGAUACAAGCAAAGUAACAGCGCCGGUGUGCUUGACAUCACGAAUAACAAGACUUUACCUUGGCUGCAAACAAAGCUCGAGAGCUUGAUCAUGAAGUAUCAUGUUGACUCGUUUUACCUCGACCUGGGUACCGCUCAGGACAUGCCGCACUAUUACAAAUGCCAGGAACCGCUUACCAAUCCCGAUCAUUACAAGACCAUCUUCACCCGCUCGAUACUGAGCACCAUUCCCGUGAUCGGCGUGUCCAGCGCCAUUUCCAGGCCACGAGCCCCCGUCUUCGUGUCCUUGCCACCCUUUCCGUCAUCCUGGAAGGCUAUCAAGACCGUCAUCCCCACCGUGCUCAGCUACGGCAUGAUCGGCUACCCCUUCAUCAUGCCGGGUGCGGUGGGCGGCGACGUGGCGCUUCCGAUGUCGGAUAACAAUCCCGACAACGACUUUGAGGUGGACCUGCCGGACAAGGAGCUCUACAUCCGAUGGCUGCAACUGUCCACUUUCUUACCCGUGAUCCGCUUCACUCAUCUGCCCAGCAAGUACUCGGACGAGUCGGUUCUGGAAAUCGCCAAGCGGUUAACCACCUUGCGGCAGAAGACGGUGACGCCGUUGCUGAAAAAAUACGCGAACGAGACCCUGGACACCGGUCUGCCCAUCAUCAGGCCGCUCUGGAUGCUGGAUCCGGCCGAUCCGGCCUGUCACGUAGUGGUCGACGAGUUCUCCGUCGGCGAGGAGUUGAUCGUCGCGCCGGUGCUUUAUUCCGGCAGCAGACAGAGGGAAGUUUAUCUGCCGGCCGGUGUCUGGAGGGACGGUAUUGACGGGAGUCUGAGGAAAGGCUCGAGAUGGAUUCAUAAUUACAGGGUGGCGGAAGACAAGAUAGCGUACUUCGUCAAGAUGCCGGAUAACACGAGGUUCUAAGGGACGCAUUAUUAUACGGCAUGAUUCAGAUGCCGCAGAAACCACGAGGUCACUCGAUUAAAGCGAUUGUAUUUCACGCAAACGUGCUUCGUGAGCGAUGUUGAGUUUGACGAUUUGAGUUCGAUGAUUUUUUUUUAUUAAUUCGUGCAAUAUAUGAACUGGUUGCUCGGUGAACUGUCAUAAUGCAGGCUAAUGAUCGUGCAGUGAUAAAUAUCUCUUAUGUCGUUUUAAAGUCAUGAAAACUUUGCACGUGCCGAUGCAAUAUUCACUAUUCAAUGAAUGUACCCAAAUAUUACAAAUGAGAUAAUCAAAUAUCUAACGUCUCAUACACUAUAAAGCACACUUCCUUACUGCACUUUCGUACAGCAGGAUAAUUAUACAGUGAUAAAUACUUAACGACUGAAAUCAUUACACGUGCGUUAUAGUCUCAAGCGCGUUGUUCGAUAUAUAUAAUCAAGAGAAACUUUUAAUUAUACAAUAAAAGUAUUCAAAAAAUAUUACUGUAUUCUACAAAUAUGAUAUUAUCAACAAUAUUAUAUUACGAUGCAUAUCAUAAUUGUAUACACAUUGAAAGAUCUAGAACCAAUCUAAUGUAGAUUUAUAAUUUAUGUUGGUAAUUAUAUUUAUUUUAUCUAACAAUAUUUGUAUGGCUUCAUUUUUACCAAUUCCUUGAUAAAUAGUCUAUUAGUGAGACUGAGAGAAAUUUUAGUAAUACGAAUAGAAAUGAAGAAGAAUGUGUGAAUAUACAGAGUUGGUGAGAAUGCAGUCUUGCAGGGCGCAUGAGCUAUUUAUUUUCUCGUUACAAACUUACAUGACAUGUAAAACAGAACACGUGGGCAUGCAGAAGCAGGAUUUCGAAAAUCGGUGUAAUUUCCGAUAAAUUCGAUUUCCGAUGCCGUAACUGCGAAAGAAAAAAAAUGUAUCUCACGUCGCGCGGAGAGACGUGAAUACAGAUUUAUUUUCGCGUGUCCGCGGCAUCCGAAAAUCCGAAGAUCCGCAAUAAGAUUACAUCGGUCUCGAUCCUCGUGCAAAACAUCUCGAAACAGGCGGCUGAUCUACGGUCGAUCGACGAGGAGAAAAAUUAAGACGCGUGAGGCACACAGGCGAAGAGAUUCUAAGGUAUAUAGUGUAUAUUUAUUAUAUUAUUAUUUUUUUUUUUUGUCAUAUAGCAUAACAUUGUUAUUUCUAUAAUAAUAAUAAUAAUAAUAAUAAUAAUAAUCAUAGCACCAUGAACACUCCACAGUAAGUUCUUUUUUUUUUUUUUCUUAAUUCGUUAUUCGAAAAAACGCGACGCGCCGAUGCGCUGCGACGGGUGAGAACCGCGAUUAUACAAUCGUGGAGGGAACUCGAGCGAUGCCGAAACGCGCGUCGAGGAAACGUCCCGAAGGCAUCUGUGAAACGUCCCGGGCACACGUUCCCGAGGGUCCCCUGAAUGCCUUUCCAAAGAUCUUCGGCAAAUUACGCGCGGAUCUCGCGUUACCCUCGUAACGCGCGACAGCAAAACUCUCGCUCGGAUGUGACUAGAUGACCGUCCGUUUUUUUUUUGUUUUUCUUUUUAACGCUUGAGAAACGAGAUUUCUGACUAGAGCCCCGCGAGUAUCCGAGAAAAUUUCCACAACGGAGGAAAGGCGCGAUUUCUUUUUUUUUUUUUUUU